Molecule: messenger RNA, 1014 nt
Organism: Capsicum annuum
Lineage: Eukaryota; Viridiplantae; Streptophyta; Magnoliopsida; Solanales; Solanaceae
Product: aquaporin TIP1-3-like
Exons: 3
Coding region: 77-499 (140 amino acids)
Biological process (GO): water transport; transmembrane transport
Cellular component (GO): membrane
Molecular function (GO): water channel activity
Source: RefSeq, a predicted model, not a curated record
GAGAAAUAGUACUACUACUAGCACCUCUAAUAUCAUCAUAUAUAUUUACUAUUUUUGCCAGCAAAACUAAAAGAAAAUGAAAAUUAUUAUUGGAAAUUUGAAAGAGGCUACCCAUCCUGAUACUCUCAAGGCUGCUCUUGCUGAAUUUGUUUCCAUCUUUAUUUUUGUUUUUCCCAGUGAAGGAUGUUCCAUUGCAUUAGCCAAUAUGUUGACCAGUGAUGGAGCACCCACUCCAGGUGGUGGGUUUAUUGCCGCAGCGAUUUCCCAUGCAUUUUCUUUUUUUGUGGCUGUUUCAGAGUCAACAAAUAUAUCUGGCGGUCAUGUAAACCCUGCUGUUACGUUUGGUGCCUUUCUGGGAGGUCACAUUUCCUUGUUUAAAACUAUAUUGUAUUGGAUCGCUCAAUUGCUUGGAUCCGUCAGUGCUCUCUUCCUCCUCAAGAUUGCUACCGGUGGCUUGGACACAUCAUCAUAUGCUCUUAGAGGUGGAGAAACACCAUGAAACACAGUUAAUUUCAUGAUAGUUAUGAUCUUUCAACUUGUAUACACAGUUUAUGCAACUACAAUAAAGUGGUGACAUGGAGUGCAUUGCCCCAAUUUCAAUUGGUUUCGUAGUUGGUGCAAACACCUUAGGUGGUGGUGGUCUUUAUGGUGCAGUAAUGAACCCUGCUAUGGCCUUUGGUCAAGCAGUCGAUAGUUGGAAAUGGAAUAGUCACUGGAUUUGCUGGCUCGGUCCAUUCGUGGGGGUUAGUUUGACAUUUAGACACUUUCAAAACUUAUUUUAGCAUUUAAACACAAGUGUUGGAAAAUUAGGUGUUUAGACACAUUUAUGACAUCAUCCAUUCUUUCAUCCAAACCAACCACACAAGUUUUAAAUUUUACACUUUAGUCUCCCACCUCAUCCAUUUAAUAUUUGAUAUUUUCCACCUUUUUCUAUAUUCCCACAAUUUUUUUAUAUUUCCUAUUUUAAUUUAGAAAAUUGUCCAAGAAGCCACCAAUAGGAGCUCCCUUUUUCAC